Messenger RNA from Trichoderma virens Gv29-8, 1377 nucleotides. RefSeq lists its product as uncharacterized. The coding region runs from base 1 to 1377 and encodes 458 amino acids. NCBI's taxonomy places the organism in Eukaryota, Fungi, Ascomycota, Sordariomycetes, Hypocreales, Hypocreaceae. Gene Ontology annotation, molecular function: DNA binding; DNA-binding transcription factor activity, RNA polymerase II-specific; zinc ion binding. Gene Ontology annotation, biological process: DNA-templated transcription; regulation of DNA-templated transcription. The record is from RefSeq and is a predicted model, not a curated record. The transcript is spliced from 4 exons.
AUGCCUCGCCAUAAAGUGCCUGAGGAGAGAAAACGAAUAGCGAAGGCCUGCAUUCUUUGCCAGACCAACAAGACAAAAUGCGACGGCCUUUGUCCAUGCAGCCAAUGUAUUAAACGAGAGAGAUCCACCGCCUGUUCUUAUUCAGCCCACAGACGCUUAUACGGACGCCAACGGCGAUGGCCAAAGGAGGUGGACACGGACAUUCCCAAAGCAACACAAAAAGAAGCAACACAAAAAGAUGCAAAAGAUACCGAAAAUUCACCAAGUGACCGCUCCGAGUCGCAUAUCAAGCGCACACCCCUCCAUGAUUAUGGUGAACAGAAUGGCAUACAUAUCGCGAUUCCCAAACUACCCAGCACUAUGCGUGAUACGAAAGGACAAGCAAAGCUUGCCGAUGCGGCCAAAGACCUCUCAUCACUCUCAGUAGUAGAGGAGGUUCCGUCGACGAAUGGUGAAAAUGUGUUGGCUUAUAGCAAUGCGAAUCUUGGCGACCUAGAAGCUCUGGUUCAAGCAUUUUUCACAUCGUCAUUCUUUUAUCACGGCCGACGAAUUGCACUUAUAGAACUGACAGAGUAUCCCACUAUGGAAACAACACAAGCAUUUACGCUGAUUAGUCUAUACAUGCUUGGCUGCUGUCGAAGAGAUGGAGCUUACUUGAAUCUAGGCAUUGCAAUCAGCGCAGCAAAAUCACUUGGGUAUCAUCGUCCUGAAGCUACUUUUACUCAGUGCGAAGAGAACAAGCGAUUGAGGAAGCGAAUAUGGCGUACUUUGUGCUAUCACGAUUUAUUCUUCUGCGCCAUGAUGGGCCGUGCCCCAUUGACGUGCGCGAUGGAUUCAGCAGAAGAAGACGACGACCAGCAGCCCGAACCAAGUCAUCCUGAUAAAUGCCAGCAGCUCGGCAUGUACGAAUCGGCACGAGCCUUUUCGAUUUUGAAACAUACCGUACUCGAAAUAUACACGAAACAUUCUGCGCCAUUGGAGUUACUCCAACGACUCUCUCGACAGCUCCGUGAAAUGGGAACAAUGCUGCCGUUUGAACUUCGAAGCAUCAGCCCCAUGGCAUUUCCAGAACAUAAAUGUCCCAAGACCAGACAACUUAUAAUAAGGAAUGCUACUGUUGCUUGCAACUAUUAUUUUAGUAUGAUGCUUUUGACAAGGCCGUUCCUCAUCGCUUGUCUCAGGGCUAAAUACAACAAAUCACCAAAGGCGACUCAAAGCCCUGAGCUGAAUAAUGGUUGUCAAGACUCUUCGGAAGUUGACAAGAAUGUCAAAUAUGGAGCCAUGACCUCAUUUGAUACUGCCCUCAAAACGAUCCAGCUUCUACAUGAGCUGUAUGUGUCUGGGGUGCUCUUUAACAACAUGCCACUUGUUGUGUAA